Messenger RNA from Oldenlandia corymbosa var. corymbosa, 1587 nucleotides. NCBI's taxonomy places the organism in Eukaryota, Viridiplantae, Streptophyta, Magnoliopsida, Gentianales, Rubiaceae. The record is from the annotation of a GenBank genome assembly.
CCGACGGGCCAUACGAUUUGUUGAAUUCGAAAUCCAGUGAAGCCGAAAACCCUUACCAGCUUAAACCCCGCUUCAACGACGCCGUCAACGGCAAUAGACUUCGCAAAAUGGCUCGGCUUCAGUUAAGCUAAAAGCCGCUUGUUCUAAGCUGUACAAGAAAGGUUCAUACGGAUACGUAUACACGUGAAAGUUACGCGGCGUCCCGCCACUGCAGAAAUUCCCCACGCACUCACGAAGAAAAAACUGUUUGGUCCAAAUUUCGAUACAAAGCAAAGAUAAAUACGAGUACUACUUAUACCAGCCAAAGGAAGAGGAACACACAAAUUUCACCGGCGCAACAUUUUUUUGCCUAUCUUCUUCGAAUCUCUCUGGCUGAUCGUUUUCCUCUUCUUUCCGACGAAGCAAAAUGGCCAAUGCAGCUUCUGGGAUGGCUGUUCAUGAUGAUUGUAAGUUAAGGUUCUUAGAGCUUAAAGCUAAAAGAACAUACCGCUUUAUUGUGUACAAGAUCGAGGAGAAACAGAAACAGGUAGUUGUUGAGAAGGUUGGUGAACCAACCCAAGGGUAUGAGGACUUCGCGGCAAGUCUUCCUGCUGAUGAAUGUCGCUACGCUGUCUAUGAUUUUGAUUUUGUUACUGCAGAGAAUUGCCAGAAAAGCAGGAUUUUCUUCAUUGCCUGGUCUCCUGACACAUCGAGGGUGAGGAGCAAGAUGAUUUACGCUAGUUCAAAAGAUAGAUUCAAAAGGGAGCUAGAUGGGAUUCAGGUCGAACUGCAAGCCACUGAUCCCACUGAAAUGGGACUUGAUGUGAUACAAAGCCGCGCCAACUAAAUAUGGAUUGCUAAAGCUCUCAAGUCUUCUGUGUACUUUUUAAUUCUUGAAUGAAAUGUUCAUAGCUCAUGGUAUGGAACUAAGCUGAUGAUGGUCUUUGUUUCCAAGUAAUACCGCCAAUACGGUGUUCUACUUCUACUUAUAUUGAAUUGCAGUUGUGUUACCAGCAAAUGAUUUGAUUUACUGAGAUAGGAUCUUGUAAUCGAGUGCCACAUCUUGUAGUCUAACAUCUACAAGGCAGAGUACCAUUUAAUGGUUGUGAGGUGACUAGAAUACAAAACAAUACCUCUUCAGCUUCUGACUACAGGCCUAUCUUGUUCAGUUCAGAGGAUUUUGGGUUUCAGACUGUGAACUUGAUUUUUUGCUUCUCUUUGGGGUGAUCUAAUACUAUUUGCUUGUGCCACUUAAAUGAUGGAGUACGCAGUAUCUUUUUCUCCUUAUUUAACUAGCUUUGAUUUGAUAACAUCUAAUGGACUUGUGGGAACUUGGAACACAACAUUUUUUGCAUCCGAUAUUUUUCUGCUUCCCUGUAAAAAUAGAGGAUGUAGCAAGGGGGUAUUUUUAGUUGUAGUAGAAAAAUCGCUAUAGCCUCUGCAAAUUUAGAUGGGUGGAGGAAUCUCCUAACAAGCCUUUACCGCCAAUUUUGUUAGAGGAUGCCGUGAUCGUGAAGAAUUUUUUUUUUUUUUAAAGAAAAACAAACAAAAACUAAACAGGGACAAUAUUAUGGAGAUAAAUACCCUAAUAACAUCAUCCUCAAGCCA